AUGGUCCCUCUGCCCGAAACACGGUUCCGGCCACAACCGGUGUCCCGGCGCGCCCUCCCCGUUCCGUCAGCCGAGCCCUUCCCACUUGAUGCCGAACUGAACUCCCAGGGGCGCCGAUCUCCCCGCCCGGGUUUGCCACCGCCGCCGGGCCUACGUUGGGGCGCAACCCAGGGCGAGCCAAAGGCGCCCAGAAGUUGGGGCUGCCUCACAGGCGGCCGUGCGCGCUCAGGGAAAGUUAAAGCCCACAGAGGCGCCCCGGGCGUCGCGUCCUCGUCCCCUGUCCCCGAGGAUGGUGACGCGCGUGGGGGGCAGCGGCGCUGCUCCAGAGCGCCGCCCCGAGCCACGCGCACGCGAUCUGUCAGCGGGAGCCCGCGGGCAGACACCCCGGCGGGGGAGGAGAGCGAGGGGGCGCGCGGGGCAGCGAACGGAAGGGCCUCCUCGACAGCGGGCGGCAGCCCUCCGCACACGCUCGGCGUCCGGAGCCUCCUGCCCCCGGGGCGCCUGGAGCGCGUCGCAGCCUGCACCUGCACCCCAGGCUCCCCAUCACCCCGACGGCGCCGCCCUCGGGGCCCUGGCAGGGGUGCACCGGGCCAGCCGCCCCCGGCGGCCCCUACUUACCAGCUCCUCGGCGACCUUCGGGGUGCAGAGUCCUCGCGCCGCCGCCCCCCGGCCCCCGCCUCUGCCCGGCGGCCCAGCCCCGCAGCGCCGCACUCCGGCCGCUCCCCCACGUGCUCGCCCAGGCGGCCCCGCCCCUCGCCCUCAUGCCCCCGCGGCCCCGCGCCCUCGCGCCCGCCUCGCUCACCUGCGCGUGCGCGCCGCCCGCCGCUCCCGCCCGUACCUCGGCCGCGCCUCUCUCCCGCUGCGCCGGAGGGGGCGCGGCUGGGGCGCUUCGUCAAGCUCCCUCCGCCGCCCGGAGCCGGGCCCUGCUCGUGCUCUCGCGAGAGGAGCUGUAAUCUCGGCGGGCCCGGGAGAGCGGCCUGGCUGCAGCUCGGCGGGCUGUGGGUGCUCUGUUUCCCGCCGGACUCGGUCGGUCAUUUGGACUACCUCCUGCCUCGGGACGGAGUGGCCACCGGAAAAGGCGGAGGAGCCGAUAACCAGUAUUUGGAAUUCAACCAGCAAUACUCAAGAUGGUGUCUCUUCCAUCAGCCGGGGUCCCAGAGUGAGGAUUAUAUGGAACAGAGCCCCCAGCUGAUCUGCAUGGACAUGUAGCAUAAGCAAGAAGUUGGAUGCUGCCUGGUUCAUGAAUUGCUGAUAAAAACCAAUCAAGACUGUGGUGUUAUAACAGCAAGGUCAAGCCUUCAGAUCAAGUAUGGGCCAGCUGCAAAUAAAUAAAUAAAUAAAUAAAUAAAUAAAUAAAUAAAAUAAAAACGCCAAUCAAA
Molecule: messenger RNA, 1379 nt
Organism: Cynocephalus volans (Philippine flying lemur)
Lineage: Eukaryota; Metazoa; Chordata; Mammalia; Dermoptera; Cynocephalidae
Product: basic proline-rich protein-like
Exons: 6
Coding region: 1-1209 (402 amino acids)
Source: RefSeq, a predicted model, not a curated record